GGGACCCCCACGAGCCUCACUGCCCCUUGGGCCCCCCUGUACUUGUCCGACGGCACCGAUCCAGGGACAACGGGGGGGGCUCACCGUGUCCCCCUCCCCGAAAACCAGUGGCUGCCCGCAUUCCGCCGUGGCACCCGGUGUGAAUCCCGGCACCACCGGCGCUUUCCCAUCCCGGAGGCGCAGAGCACUCCCCUCGCCCCUCGCCGGGCGGCCGUAACCUUUGCCAUGCAGCCGCCGGCUCCUCCUGCCCGGCGCGGUCUCCAUGGGAGCGCGCUGGGUUGCUAAGCCGUCCGGUGGAGUGCUUGCCACCGCGGGCAGCGCAUCGAGCCGUUGAUAUGACAACUGGAGCGGGGACACGGGCGUGGUGCUCCGCAUGACGGGGCCGAGCCUCGCCGCCGCACCGGGACUUUCCCGCCGGCCGGACAACCCCACCGGGGUGCGCUCCUGACCCAAACCCACCCGAAGGACCUCCCCGGUGGAAGGAAGCGAGUGCGGAGAGCGUGAGCGGUGCGGAGGAUGCGGGGCGAGAGCGCUGAGCCCGCCGGGGCGCCGGGCCCCUCUCCCUGCCCCUGCGCUUGAGGGGCCGGAGGUCGGGGGGGAGCGGGACCCCCCUCCGUGGGUGCUGCAGAGGCGUCGGAUGAGAUAAAGCGGCGAAAGUGGAGCAUCCUCCGGCGGUGCGAGGCACGGAGCAGCGCAGCGCCGGCAGCACGCCCGGCGGGACGGGGAACGGGGCUUGCUUCCCGGGCCAGGCGCUGCUGCUCGGCCCCCACGGCUGCCCCCAUGCUGGAUCACAGAGCCAGGAUGGAGAGCGGCAGGAGGGAGAAGGUGGAGCAGAUCCUGUCAGAGUUCCGGCUGAAGGAGGAGGACCUGAAGAAGGUGAUGUACCGGAUGCAGAAGGAGAUGGACCGAGGGCUGAAGCUGGAGACGCACGAGGAAGCCUCUGUCAAAAUGCUGCCCACCUACGUCCGCUCCACACCCGAGGGCUCAGAGGUUGGAGAUUUCCUGUCACUAGACCUUGGAGGCACCAAUUUCCGUGUGAUGCUGGUGAAGGUGGGCGAGGGGGAGGAAGGGCAGUGGAAGGUGAAGACGAAGCACCAGAUGUAUUCCAUCCCAGAGGAUGCCAUGACGGGAACAGCCGAGAUGCUCUUCGACUACAUCUCCGAGUGUAUCUCCGACUUCCUGGACAAGCACCAGAUGAAGCACAAAAAGCUGCCGCUGGGCUUCACCUUCUCCUUCCCUGUGCGGCACGAGGACAUCGACAAGGGCAUCCUCCUGAACUGGACCAAGGGCUUCAAAGCCUCCGGCGCAGAAGGGAACAACGUGGUCGGGCUCCUGAGAGAUGCCAUCAAACGCCGCGGGGACUUCGAGAUGGACGUGGUGGCGAUGGUGAAUGACACGGUGGCCACGAUGAUCUCCUGCUACUACGAAGAUCACCGGUGCGAGGUUGGGAUGAUUGUGGGAACGGGCUGUAACGCCUGUUACAUGGAGGAGAUGCAGAACGUGGAGCUGGUGGAGGGCGACGAGGGCCGGAUGUGUGUCAACACGGAGUGGGGAGCCUUCGGCGCCUCGGGGGAGCUGGACGAGUUCCUGCUGGAGUACGACCGCGUGGUGGAUGAGACCUCACUUAACCCCGCCUGUGACCCCCUUCCCAGCUAUGAGAAGAUCAUCGGGGGGAAGUACAUGGGGGAGAUCGUGCGGUUGGUGCUGCUGAAGCUGGUGGAUGAGAACCUGCUCUUCAACGGGGAAGCCUCUGAGAAGCUCAAGACCCGCGGGACCUUCGAGACCCGCUUCAUGUCCCAGAUCGAGAGCGACUCAGAUGACCGCAAGCAGAUCUACAACAUCCUGACCUCCUUCGAGCUGCUGCCCUCGAGGACGGACUGCGACAUCGUGCGCAUGGUGUGCGAGAGCGUGUCCACGCGCGCGGCACAGAUGUGCUCGGCCGGGCUGGCCGGGGUCAUCAACCGCAUGCGGGAGAGCCGCAGCCAGGACACCCUCAAGAUCACCGUCGGUGUCGACGGCUCCGUCUACAAGCUCCAUCCCAGCUUCAAGGACCGGUUCCAUGCCACGGUGCGGCAGCUGACGCCCGGCUGCGACAUCACCUUCAUCCAGUCGGAGGAGGGCAGCGGGCGCGGGGCCGCGCUCAUCUCCGCCGUCGCCUGCAAGAUGGCCUGCAUGAUGGGGCAGUGAGAGAGGACUCGGGCAGCAGCAGCAUGAGGAUGAUGAUGAUGAUGAUG
Pezoporus occidentalis (night parrot) is the source of this 2234-nucleotide messenger RNA. RefSeq names its product glucokinase (gene GCK). The record is from RefSeq and is a predicted model, not a curated record. The transcript has 10 exons. Bases 781 to 2187 code for a protein of 468 amino acids. Gene Ontology annotation, molecular function: fructokinase activity; glucokinase activity; ATP binding. NCBI's taxonomy places the organism in Eukaryota, Metazoa, Chordata, Aves, Psittaciformes, Psittacidae. Gene Ontology annotation, biological process: intracellular glucose homeostasis; glucose metabolic process; glucose 6-phosphate metabolic process. Gene Ontology annotation, cellular component: mitochondrion; cytosol.